This is a messenger RNA of Arabis nemorensis, 345 nucleotides long. Lineage: Eukaryota; Viridiplantae; Streptophyta; Magnoliopsida; Brassicales; Brassicaceae. The record is from the annotation of a GenBank genome assembly.
AUGAGCUCGCUUUCCUUUGUUUCUCUCCUGACUGGAUUUCUCACGGCGAUGGCUGUGAUCACUGACAUUACCGACGACGUCUCUAACGGCGGCGAUCCACCGAAAGAAGACGAAGAGAAACCGAAACAAGUCAUUUCCGACGGCGGCGAUCCACCCAAGAAACCUCAAGAGAGUCGCUCGUUUGUUCUCACAAUUCCAAACGCCGUCAUCGACACUGGCAUCGGUAUCUUUCGUCUCCCGAUACUUUGGCGAUCUCAUCGCUUCUCUGAAACCCUACGAGUUACGUUCGCACCGCAAUAUCACCGAACCUGUUCUUUACGCGUUCAUAGGAUUCCGUCUUGUUGA